Messenger RNA from Cylindrotheca closterium, 306 nucleotides. NCBI's taxonomy places the organism in Eukaryota, Bacillariophyta, Bacillariophyceae, Bacillariales, Bacillariaceae. The record is from the annotation of a GenBank genome assembly.
AUGAAAAAACGACUGGAAAUUGAUUUGGAACAGCGCAAAGACAGAGAUCCUGUCAAUUCCAAUGAUGUUGACAUCAAGCAAAUUGCCGAUGAUCAAGCCGCUCUACGAACGGCCGACGAAUUUGAGGCACAACGAAUCGCCGAGCGAGAGUCGCGGCGGAGAGAGGACUACAAUAAACUGGUCCCCAAAUUAUCUGAGUGGUGGUCAAAGAAAUUGUACUGUGGUGAACCAGUCAAUCAAGCGAUGCAAAGAAUGGAUCGCAUUCAAACCGGCAACGCCUUAUUUGCAGCCUGGGAUGAUCGAUAA